GUUCGUGAGCGAGGGUUCCCCGGGGAGCCUGCCCGUGCUGGCUGCGGCCGCGAGGGCCCGGGGUCGGGCGGAGCUGCUCAUCAGCACCGUAGGCCCCGAAGAGUGUGUGGUACCAUUCCUUACCCGGCCUAAGGUCCCUGUCUUGCAGCUGGAUAGUGGCAACUACCUCUUCUCUGCUAGUGCAAUCUGCCGAUAUUUUUUUCUGUUAUGUGGCUGGGAACAAGAUGAUCUCACCAACCAGUGGCUGGAAUGGGAGGCAACAGAACUGCAGCCAGUUCUGUCUGCUGCCCUACACUGUCUAGUGGUUCAAGGCAAGAAAGGGGAAGAUAUACUUGGCCCACUUCGGAGAGUCCUGACUCACAUUGAUCACAGCUUGAGUCGUCAAAACUGUCCUUUCCUGGCUGGGGACACAGAAUCUCUAGCUGACAUUGUUUUGUGGGGAGCACUGUAUCCUUUACUGCAAGACCCAGCUUACCUCCCUGAGGAGUUGGGUGCCCUGCAAAGUUGGUUCCAGACACUGAGUACCCAGGAACCGUGUCAGCGAGCUGCAGAGACGGUGCUAAAACAGCAGGGUGUCCUGGCACUUCGUCUGUACCUCCAGAAACAGCCACAGCCUCAGCCCCCGCCUCCUGAGGGGAGAACUGUCAGCAACGAGCUGGAGGAAGAGGAACUGGCUACCUUGUCUGAGGAGGACAUCGUUACAGCUGUUGCCGCGUGGGAGAAGGGUCUGGAAAGCCUGCCUCCGCUAAAGCUCCAGCAGCAUCCAGUGUGAGUAGACACCGAGAGUGAGGUUUGGUUUUGUUACUGGAAACAGUUGCCAGGUAACAAAGCAGGCUCCUCUGCUUUGCUCAUGGAAUGUUGAUGCCAGUAAGGUAAAGAGAUGUUUACAAUAUUGACAGUUGUGUAUUUAUGAAUUUUUAUUUAAGUUUUGUUUAUUUUAUGUAUGUGAGUACACUGUCACUGUCUCAGACACACCAGAAGAGGGCAUCAGAUCCCAUUACAGAUGGUUGUGAGCCACCAUGUGGUUGCUGGGAAUUGAACUCAGGACCUGCGGAAGAGCAAUCAUUGUUCUUAACUGCUGAGCCAUCUCACCAGCCCAGUAAAGCACUUUUUGCAUAAACCUAACAAUCUGAAUGUGACCCCCAGAACCCACAUAGAGGUGGGAGGAGAAAAUGGACUAUACCCAGUUGUCUUCUGACCUCCAUAUGUGUGCUGAGCCAUUCUUGCCCCACUCCAAAAAUCAUGGGGUUUGCUUGUUUUUAUUUCAUGUGUCCUACUGUUUUUAUUGCACGUAUGUAUGUGCACUACAUGUGUGCAUGGUUCCUAUGGAGGACACAUAUGUAGUGGAGAAGAGGGCAUCUGGAGUUACAGAUGGCUGUGAGCCUCUGCAAGAGCAGCACCCCUCACCUAUCUCUGCAGGUCUCCCCACUUCUACCUUUGAGAUGGACUUUAGCCUUGGCUGGCCUGGAACUCACUGUAUAGACCAGGCUCCUUUAGAACUCACAGAGCUCUGUCAGUCUCUGCCUCAAAGACUCUGCCUUUAACCUGCUAGGGUUGAAGAUAAUGUGCCACUAUGCCCACUAAGAGAUACACUGUUUCCCAUGUGUGUACUGGCUAACCUGUCACCAUCACCAAGAGAUAUACUGUUUCACUCGACUGACCAAGAGAUCCACUGUUUUAUAUGUUCAUUCUGGCUAAGGUAUUUACCUAUAGGCCAGCUGCCUUUGGCUUAGCCUGAAAUUUCAGCUCCUUGGGAGGCUGAGACAGGAGAAUUUCAAGCUCAAGAUAUCUUGGGCAACUUACUUAGACCCUGUCUUAAAACGUAAACAAAUGUCCUGGAAGCCACUUGUGUCAUAAGCAGGUUAGUCCCAGUAGGCAGGAGGACCAGCAGGUUAGGCCAGCCUUGGCUAUAUAGUGAUCCAUCCUGUCAUUAAAAACCAUCCACUAAUCAAGCAAAAAGGUCCAGGGUCAGUGGUAGGGUUUUUGCUUAGCAUGCAUAAGGAUCUAGACUGAAUCUUUAGUACUGCAAAAAUCAAGACCAUAUGCAAAUUACAUUGUCUUCUUACUCUGUGUGGUGUGUGUGAAAGAGAAUGCAGAUGCACACAUACCACCCUGUGUGUAGAGGUCAGAGACAGUUUUGCGGAAGUCAGUUUUCCCUGUCCACGUUGGGCUGCAGCGGUGAAGUUGAGGAUGGUAGACUUGUGUUACAAGCCCUUGGCUGCCUGAGGUGUCUCAGCAGCCCCGGCCAGGCUGCUUUCCCCUUCAGACCUCGGUUGUGUUUUGUCCCUUGUCAACAUCCAGUCAGCAGUCACACGCCAGAUCCCAUCUCAAAGCUUUGCCCAGGUCUGAGAAUUUUAAAUGAAGAAACUCCAGAAAUAAUCUAUUCUGAAGUAGCUAGCCCUGGCUGUCCUGGAACUUGCUCUGCAGAGCAGACAGGCCUUGAACUCUGAGAUCCAUCUGUCUCAGCCACCACUGCCAAGGCAUCCGUUGCCUGUGCCUGGAGAGAGGAAUGUUCUCAUCACCAGUGCCCUCCCCUAUGUCAACAAUGUCCCCCACCUUGGAAACAUCAUUGGCUGUGUGCUCAGUGCUGAUGUCUUUGCAAGGUAUUGUCGCCUUCGCCAGUGGAAUACCCUCUAUCUGUGUGGUACAGAUGAGUAUGGUACUGCGACAGAGACCAAGGCCAUGGAGGAGGGCCUAACCCCACGGGAAAUCUGUGACAAGUACCAUGCCAUCCAUGCUGACAUCUACCGCUGGUUCGGCAUAUCGUUCGAUACUUUCGGGCGCACUACCACUCCUCAGCAGACCAAAAUCACCCAGGACAUCUUCCAGAGGUUGCUGACCCGGGGGUUUGUGCUGCGAGAUACUGUGGAGCAGCUUCGGUGUGAGCGGUGUGCACGUUUCCUGGCUGACCGCUUUGUGGAGGGUGUGUGUCCCUUCUGUGGCUAUGAAGAGGCCCGAGGUGACCAGUGUGACAGGUGUGGCAAGCUCAUCAAUGCCAUUGAGCUCAAGAAACCACAGUGCAAAAUCUGCCGCUCCUGCCCUGUGGUGAGGUCCUCACAGCACCUGUUUCUAGACUUGCCUAAGUUGGAAAAGCGUCUGGAGGACUGGUUGGGGAAGACAGUGCCUGGCAGUGACUGGACACCCAAUGCCAGGUUCAUUAUACGUUCCUGGCUUCGAGAUGGCCUCAAGCCACGAUGCAUCACCAGAGACCUCAAAUGGGGAACGCCUGUGCCCUUGGAAGGUUUUGAGGACAAGGUAUUUUACGUCUGGUUUGAUGCUACUAUUGGCUACGUGUCCAUCACAGCCAACUACACAGACCAAUGGGAGAAAUGGUGGAAGAACCCAGAACAAGUGGACCUUUACCAGUUCAUGGCCAAAGACAAUGUUCCCUUCCAUGGCUUGGUCUUUCCGUGUUCAGUCCUAGGAGCUGAGGACAACUACACCCUGGUCAAGCACAUCAUUGCUACAGAGUACCUGAACUAUGAGGAUGGGAAAUUCUCUAAGAGCCGGGGCAUAGGAGUGUUUGGAGACAUGGCCAAGGAUACAGGAAUCCCUGCUGACAUCUGGCGAUUCUAUCUGCUAUACAUUCGGCCUGAGGGCCAGGACAGUGCCUUCUCCUGGACAGACUUGUUGAUUAAAAACAAUUCUGAGCUGCUCAACAACCUGGGCAACUUCAUCAACAGAGCUGGCAUGUUUGUUUCUAAGUUUUUUGGCGGUUGUGUGCCUGAGAUGGCGCUAACCCCUGAUGACAGACGCCUGGUGGCCCAUGUCUCUUGGGAACUCCAGCACUAUCACCAGCUGUUGGAAAAGGUUCGGAUCCGGGAUGCCUUGCGCAGUAUCCUCACCAUAUCUCGCCAUGGCAACCAAUACAUUCAAGUGAAUGAGCCCUGGAAACGGAUUAAAGGUGGUGAGAUGGACAGGCAGCGGGCAGGCACAGUGACAGGCAUGGCAGUGAACAUGGCUGCCUUGCUGUCUGUCAUGCUGCAGCCAUACAUGCCCACAGUCAGCUCUACCAUCCAGACCCAGCUGCAGCUCCCACCUGCAGCCUGCCGCAUCCUUGCCACAAGCUUCAUUUGUACCUUGCCAGCAGGCCACCGAAUUGGCACAGUCAGUCCUUUGUUCCAAAAACUGGAAAAUGACCAGAUUGAAAAUUUGAGGCAGCGCUUUGGAGGGGGUCAGCUAGAAGAGUCCUUGGAGUUAAAGGCUAAAGGCUCCCCCAAGCCAGCAGCUGUGGAGGCAGUUACAGCAGCAGGCUCGCAGCACAUACAAACGCUGACGGAUGAGGUGACCAAGCAGGGCAACGUCGUCCGGGAACUGAAAGCACAGAAGGCAGACAAGAACCAGGUUGCUGCAGAGGUGGCUAAACUCUUGGAUCUAAAGAAACAGUUGGCUUUGGCUGAGGGGAAACCCAUUGAAACUCCUAAAGGCAAGAAGAAAAAGUGAGAGGCUGUUGACACAAAGUCACUUUACUGGACAUGGACAGUAAUAAACAAUGUACCGUCUAUGUGCAAGCCGA
Molecule: messenger RNA, 4516 nt
Organism: Mus musculus (house mouse)
Lineage: Eukaryota; Metazoa; Chordata; Mammalia; Rodentia; Muridae
Gene: Mars1
Product: methionine-tRNA synthetase 1
Exons: 22
Coding region: 2683-4443 (586 amino acids)
Biological process (GO): positive regulation of transcription of nucleolar large rRNA by RNA polymerase I; cellular response to epidermal growth factor stimulus; tRNA aminoacylation for protein translation
Cellular component (GO): nucleolus; aminoacyl-tRNA synthetase multienzyme complex; cytoplasm
Molecular function (GO): aminoacyl-tRNA ligase activity; ATP binding; nucleotide binding
Source: RefSeq, a predicted model, not a curated record